Pseudozyma hubeiensis SY62 is the source of this 6501-nucleotide messenger RNA. Its product is annotated as protein phosphatase regulatory subunit. The record is from RefSeq and is a predicted model, not a curated record. The transcript is spliced from 2 exons. Lineage: Eukaryota; Fungi; Basidiomycota; Ustilaginomycetes; Ustilaginales; Ustilaginaceae. Gene Ontology annotation, molecular function: protein binding. Bases 1 to 6501 code for a protein of 2166 amino acids.
AUGGACACGGAACAACUAACCUCCUUUGUCUCGGCGUCCGUAGGCGUCGAGGACUUCACCGCGCCGGUCUACGCGGAUCUGCCUACCGCUUUCAUCAACUCACAUUCGGAAUCGCGCUCCCCAUCAGCGACAAGUACAGCGACCGAGCGGCCUGCAGAUCAGAAUCACGACGAGCCCUCCUCUUCCCCAACGAAACCGCCCUCGGUCGAUUCCAACUUUUCGAGCGUCCAAGGAAAGACUGCUGGGACACCACCAGGCCGUGAUGAUGGCGCCGACGUCGACGAGACGGUAAGCUCCAUCUGGGACGAGUCUAUUCAAAACAAGACGCCAACCGCACACGCUCCAGCAGCUCCGGCUUCUCCGGCUGCUCCAGCUGCAAUCCAUCCUUCAUCCUCUACAGACCCUCAGCAGCGUCCAGAUUGGAUGACAGACGACCUGGAUGAAUCAUGGCCAGAAGAACAGGCACUGCCUCAGUCCGCUCCUGCACCACCUGACACAGGUGCCACCUCCAGCAACCUCGACACCUCGUCUGUCACACAAGCCCAGGCUGCUGCCGGCCAUCCGCCUCGCCCACGCUCGCCGAUCCGCUCGGCAGCGCCUCACGACUCAGUCGCGACACCGUCGAUGGCAUCUCGGCCUUCUGGCUCUUCAGCAAUUUUCAGUGCGCUUCCCAACCCUGCCUUCUCGGCGGCGCGUCACCAAGCUCGUCGAGCCUUGCUAAAAGGCAGAUCAUCAGCCGCUGCUGCCCCAACGCCGAGGGCGCAACUGGCUUCAAGCGCUCUUCAAGCCGGUCCAUCGACGCCUUCGCACCGCUUGCGCAGCCAUCAGAACCGCCGCCACCGCCUUCGUGGCUUCAAUGCAGAAAACGAAGAGGGCGACAGCACCAUCUGGUCCGAGUCCGAAUCCGACUCCGACUCUGCUUCCAACGACUCAGCUCCAGACGACUUUGCAAGCGCACGCGGCUCUUUGGCCGAAAACUCGCGCGUCACCAACGUGCAGACCGCCGCUCAGCACUCCACCGUGUGGUUGCAGCAAAAGCAGACUCAGUCACCAACCGCUGGUUCCAAUGCAUCCAGCGCCAAGGGCACGUUCAUCCACAAGGCAGAUGCUUCCUCUUUACCACCCAUCCUCCGCCCCGUAUGGCAAAGUCCUGCCAAAGGACAAGGUGGUCCAAACCGCAAGGGCAUCUCCGCACUUGGCGGCGACAUGUUUACGCCUAUGAAGCUGCAAUCCAUGUUCAAGACGCCGACACCUCCUGACAAGCCAGUACACAAUAUCAUGUCUGCACUCAACCCCUUUACGAUACCGGAUCAACCGUCUGACGGCACUCCACAGGUAUCCUCCAACAGUCCACAAGACAUCGCCUCCUUAGGUCAAGCGUCGGAGCAGCCUCUCUCGUCCGAAUCGGUUGUGGCUUCAAAUCAUACCACGCCUGCUGCCACCACAGAGGAUCCGGCUCCUUCAGACAAAGGCAUCAAUGCUGGCGUGCCAAGCACACCAUUCACCUUCCAGACCCCGCAUGCGCUCGCGCAGGAUCGUCUGCAGGUAUCUCGCGGUAUGGUUCCAUCCCAAUCGCUACAUAACAUGCAGACGCUCCAUCCGAACGGCCUGCAAGCCACAGCGCUUGCACGACCCGCGUCAGCCGCUGCAGACCUCGGACUCCUUUCGGGUCCUCCUACACCCCACACUCCCAUGCGGUUGUUCAAGUUCAACUACGACGACGCCGUCACUCGUGCCAAGCUGGAGGAUAUGGUCAACGACAGAACACCCGCAGCUUCUCAACAUCCUGCCAAAGCAGCCGAGGUUGAACGCGAGCGAAAACGUCUCCGCCUCGACGUGAAGCCGCGCAAGGUUUUGACGGGCGACCUCAUGUCCAUGCCUAUGCUUGGCCAUUCCGGUCAGCCCCAGCCCAGCGAUGAUCUGGUGUCGAGCCAGACCUCUACCUCAACGCGUCAGCCGCUCGUUGACUAUGUCAAGGAAUCCACGGACUUCAUGAGCGCACUCCAGGAUGCUGUUCGAGUGCCAUCGACCGGAGCAGACUCUUCUCCCGAAUGGGCAACAGAGGAGGAAGCCUCCUCAGGUAACACUCAAUCGGCGAGCCCCUUCCAUCAGGGCCAGUCGGUUCACUCACCGGUCUCUUCCGUCACAUCUCCAGCCAGACGCCGUCGUUCUAUUGGCGCGGGCUAUAGAAACCGACUGUCCCAACAAAAGUCACCGGCGCGCGAAGACGUCGCACCAUCUGCAAUUGAACACGAAAGUCCUCAGCGCGUUUCUUCACGCAGGCUACCACCCGACUCCUCCUUCAUUACCGAGUCUAGUUCCAAUGAUAUUCCCAUGUCGUCCACGCUCAAAUCGCGCGCAUCCCUUUCUCGGCGUAUCGCCGCGCUCGCCAAGGAAGCCGAGUCGCCCCGCAAGCUCCUACGUCGCAUCAGCGCCACUGCGAUCGCCGAGGAUGAAGUGCAAGAGGAAUUCGAUGGCCAAGACGCAGCAUCCGGCAAAACUUGGGAGCCAUUCAAGCUUGCAGAGGAGGCCAACGCAUACCGGGAUGAGCAGAUUCGUCAGCUCGAAGAGCGCAUCGCGAGGCGCAGACAGCUCUACACACCUGCCAAGCCAAUGGCUGUGGAGCAAAACUCGGAGCAAGACGAGCCUGCCACGGUGCAGCGGCCUCAACUGAUCACCCUGCACGAGCCCACGCUCGACGCCAUUGCAGCUCAGCGUCGUUCGCACGGCAAUGUCCGUCAUGCAGAUGAAACUGAUCUCGACGACAGCGGCAUAACGGAUGACUUCGGAGCGCAAGAUCAGCAAGAUGGAAACACCCGUCGAUUCCAGGACGGCAUCGUCCUCUACGAUUCGGAGCGCAUCCCCAACCCACCACUCCCGGAUCCAUCUCGAGUGCUCCGCAACAUCGCAUCGGCCGCGGAACUGCGCAACAAGGUACCAGAUCGAGCCUCCAUGGCUCGAGCUUCGUCGUUGUUGGCGCUGCCCACGCAGCCCACUGUGGCUACAAUGGACGUCAAUGACAUGGAACAUCCCGCAAAGCGAGGCGAUCGCACCGCUUCUUCCAACACUCUGGUCGAUCCCAGCAAUGCCAGGACCGUAUCUGGAGACGUCGGCUCGCAGCUCACCAUCACUGAUCUUGGUGGCAAAGGUGCGACGAUCACUAGAACUGGCAGUCUCUUCAACAUCAGUCAGAUUCCCGAACAGGAGAUUGAAAACCUCGGCCGGGGCAAACUCACCUUCAACAAAGGGCUUCAUCGCUGGGAAAAGGUACCUCAAUCUCGCUCGUCGCAGGAAGAUCUGCGUUCGGCCGCAGGUUCUCGAAACGAAGCCAUCGAGGCAAGACCGUUGAGUAGGACUCCCAUCCCUGCCAUCCCGGAAGCGUCUGCGGAGCUGUCGAGGAGCCUCGACGUGUUCUCGGAAUCAGCAGAGGAGCAGCAGGCUCGAGCGCAGUUGGGUGCACGCACCAAUUCGUUCCAGCAGCGCCUUUCGUCCAACAAUGUUAGUGCCGCCGAUGCGCGGCAGAGCGACUCUAGCGAUCCCUUCCGAGAUUUCGAAAGCUUUGGUCAGAGCUCUCACGCUCCCGCUUCGGUAACCGAUGACGUCGGAGAAGAGGAUGAGUCGACGCCAAGACCAGUCAAGUCGCAAAUGUUUGUCUCGAAGCGCGAUUCACGUCAGCUAUAUGGCGCGACGCAAUCCGCUACGACGGCGCCGCAGGCCGUCACGGAUUUGCUCCCCUCAGCCAAUGCAAACUCACCGGAACAAAGCGCAGUUCCUGUAUCAUCCACGCCGGUUCCUGGCCCUAACACCCCUCCAUCCCAACGAGCAACGCCGAAGGGCCUUGCCCCACGCACUUUGCCCAUCAGCACUGUGCCGAGAUCCGGAUCCUCUCUCCGAAACGUGGUCACGUAUAGCCCAGAUUCGACCGUCAGCAGCCGCCAUUCGAGCUUAGAUCCAGCUGCGACCGAAGGUCGAGACGAGCGAGCGAUGUAUCGAUCGGAAUCGCCAACUUAUUUGCAGCGCAAGAACCAAGCUCAACCUGCAGGCAGCAAGCGACCACGCGAAAAUGCAAACAUUAACGUUCACGCGACUCCAGACCGCCGCGCCGCUCACCAACAUCAGCUGGGAACGACCACACCGAGAGCCUCGAUUUCGUCGAUUUCGACACCCAAGUCCAUCCUCAAGCAGCCUGCAGCCUAUCGGAAUGAGGGCGCUGGUCGCUUGAAUGGUGGCUCGCACAACACUUCGAGCAAUUCGGGCGCGGGCGCGGCCACUCCCAAUCGCACGAUUAGCUUCGCCGACCCGCCAUACGCUACGCGUGCGCGUGAUUUGGGUUUGGCUCUGUCGUCGCGAUCUAGGGCCAUCGCAGGCCAUCGAGCUCGAACCGCGCUUGAGACAGGCGAAGACGAGGAUGUGGGUGCAGAGGAUGGACGGACGCAAGCCAUCUCGAGUGCGCUCAAGAUGCUCGCCGACUUGACUCUUGGCGACGAGCCAGGCGUCCUGCCGCCGAGCGCUCUGACACCUUCAAAGAUGCGAGAUUUGAAUGCCAAUCGUUCUCACUGGUCGUAUCGUACCCUUCAGCGGCCACGAAAGACUCGACACAGCGCAGGCGAUGAUGACGAGGAUGUCAGCUGGCAGCAGGACGAAGAGACGUACGACGAGUUGCACGGCUAUCCGGACAUGACCCUUUUGACCGACGCCUCGUUCAACUUUGCCCACGACAAGGUGCUGGAGGCUAUCACCGAUGUCGAGCCAUGGGAGCCAGGCUGGGAUGAACUGCAGACGAUCGAUCUGAGUUGCCGUCGACUCGAAUCCUGCGUUCGCUUGAAGGAGUUCCUUCCGCUGCUUGAAGAAGUGGACCUGCAAACCAACGAGCUGUCGUAUCUGACUGGCAUCCCAGCCUCGGUUCGCGUCCUUAAUGUGGCGCACAAUCGCCUCACCUCGAUGGCCUCGUUCGGACAUUUGCUGCAUCUAGAGGAGCUCGAUAUCAGCGGCAACCAGAUCGACUCGCUGACCCAUCUCAGCUGCCUAAAGCACCUGCACACGCUCAAGGCAGACGGCAAUGCGAUCUCUUCGCUGGAUGGCAUCGACAAGAUCCGCAGCUUGGCCCACGUGAGUCUUUCCGGCAACCGUCUCAAAGGCAUCAAUCUGGCCUCGACGCAGUGGUCAGGCUUGGAGACGCUGGAUGCGUCGCACAACCAACUGAUCUCGAUCCGCGGGCUGUCUCUCAUGCGUCGGCUCAAGUCGCUCAACCUCGACCACAACGAUCUCACCAUGGUCGAUCUGAUGCCGACGAUGCCCAAGCUGCGUGUGCUUCGGGUCAGCGGCAACGUGCAUCUGCAGACGCUCGACGUUGCUCCAGCUAGACGGCUGCGAACGCUGUACGCCGACUACUGCGAUCUGGACCGUAUCGACAACCUGGGCCAGCUGGAGCAUCUCGACAACCUCAGCAUGCGACAGCAGGCGGAAGCCGCCAUCACGUGGCCUGCGGAUCAGUUGCGCGAUAUUCGUCGACUCUUCCUCUCCGGCAAUGCUUUUCCUCAGGGCAUCUCGACCACCAGCGAGGCGCGCAAGCCGAUCGCUUCGUCGCUGACGGCGCAGCCACCGCUGGUGCAGCCGCUGCGCUUCCUGAACCUGGUCUAUCUCGAGCUGUCGGCGUGCCAAUUGAUGCAGCUGCCUGCAGAUCUGGCUCAGGUUGCUCCCAACCUGCGUUCGCUCAAUCUGGAUCACAACCUCAUCUCAACGCUGCCGAGCCUGGAAGGCAUGCAAAGGCUCAAACGACUCAGCCUGGUCGGAUGUCGAGUCAAGAAGAGCAAGUCCAUCAUCACCGCGGUUCGUGGGCUCUCCGAGCUGCAAGUGCUGGACUGUCGUACGAACCCGUGCACGCUCGGUCUGUAUGCGCCCUUGAUCGCACCAUCCGCCUCGCCGACUCAUCGAGGUGAAGACGGGGCGCUGGACACGGAUGCUCUGGCUGCAUCCUGGCUUCCCCCGGUGCCCAAUGCGCAGAUUGUCCAACCUGACCUUGCGGCGAGCGAACGACGACGCGAAGCAGCAGCCCAGCGAGCGCAGAUCGAGCAGCUGGAGAAAUCGCACUUCCACAAACGACGUGCUCCGCUCGCGGACUAUGCCAUCGAUCCCAAUGCGACGCUCGCGAGGGACGCGUUGGACAGAGAGACGGCGAAGCGAGCGGCGAAGGACGGAGCGAGCUACUCGAGCGUUUUCCAGGCAGCGGAUACGAGUCCCGGUGCCGCAUUACGAGCCCAGUCGACGAUGGAAGAUUUCCGUCAUCAACUGGACUUUUGGUGGGAGAGUUCAGUCGACGACGGCCCUGCUGGACUCGGCUACCAUCAACUCAUGCAGACUCACCCAUAUAUUGUGUUAGCCGAGCUCGAGCUCAGUCGACGACGAGCGUUCGAAAAAACCCAUCGUCGUCGCAUCGACUGGGCUCAUCACGGAUCCGACUGGAGAUAUGGAAAUAUGGCGCGACACGGCGGGACCGUCUAG